AAAAGCCCAGCCACCUGGAGGAUAUCUCAAACAUGCAACUCAGAAUUCGCAGGAAAUUAAACACGAAAAAUUGACAAUGGGGCAAUGGUUUUAUACGGGUGAAAACUUAAAACUUUACAAAUUAUGUCGAAUGGUCAUUGUGCAUUUGCAACACACAGAGGCAUUGUCAGCAAAAUUAGGUUUACACGGCUGGAAUCACUGCAGUAUGCCUAGUAUAAACUGUGAAGGAAAUGUAACCCAGAAGUAAUGAAAAAUUGUGACGUUGAUAAAACAUCCUACUCCAAACACAAAGGAGGUUACAAAUGUGGAACCUAUCCCGGGAGUUGACCGGACGCUUGGGUUCAUCCGUGGUUGAAGAGCCAUGUCACAUUGUGCAGGGAAACGAACUCGCGGUCAAAUCGGGAUUUGCGUUCUGCCAGAAUGGGAGCAAAGAUAACAGAUACCGGUGAACCGGCUGCUCCUUUCAAGAAGCUUACUAUGUCUGGAUGUGGUGAUCAGUUUUGUGCAAUACGCUAUAACCACUGCAAAACAAUAACCAUUGAAUUUCAAGCUGAUGAAAAACUGGGCGAUUUCAAUGUAAAAGUUAACGCGUUGUGGUCAAACGCCCUACGACGGUUUGUGAUCUUUGAUUUGGAUAGGGACUGCACGUUAUUUGAUGAAAACGAAUGCAGAAUGUCAAAACAUGGGACUAACUACACCAUAUCUCAUCCCUUUAUAAUCAAAGAACCAUGGCUAACGGGCCAUCAAACGUUGGAAUGGACGUUUUGGUCUGGCGGAAAACGCAUUGUUUGUACCCUGAUUCAUGUUUGGGUUUGGUGA
Dicrocoelium dendriticum is the source of this 819-nucleotide messenger RNA. NCBI's taxonomy places the organism in Eukaryota, Metazoa, Platyhelminthes, Trematoda, Plagiorchiida, Dicrocoeliidae. The record is from the annotation of a GenBank genome assembly.